AUGAUGUCGUUAAGAAGUGUGUGGUCCACUGGCUCUGUUGUUUCUAGAGUGCUGGGUUUCGGGGCUGCCAAACCGUUUAGCACUGCUUCAAUUGCAUAUGCUACUUUAAACCAGAUCAAAAGAGGUUCUGGUCCUCCAGGUCGUAGUAGAGUGUCUAUGGCUCCAGAUUUGGAUAACUGUCCUAUUAGAAAAGGUGUUGUGUUGCGUGUUAUGGUCUUGAAGCCUAAGAAACCUAAUUCCGCUCAACGUAAAGCUGCCAGAGUGAGACUAACUAAUGGUAACGUGGUUUCUGCUUAUAUUCCAGGUGAAGGUCACAACGCUCAAGAACAUAGUAUUGUGUAUGUCAGAGGUGGCCGUUGUCAGGAUCUUCCCGGUGUCAAGUACCAUUUGGUCAGAGGUGCUGGUGAUUUAAGUGGUGUCGUGAAUAGAAUCAGCUCCCGUUCCAAAUAUGGUGCCAAAAAACCAACUAAGGAAUAG
Vanderwaltozyma polyspora DSM 70294 is the source of this 477-nucleotide messenger RNA. RefSeq names its product mitochondrial 37S ribosomal protein uS12m (gene MRPS12). Gene Ontology annotation, biological process: translation. Bases 1 to 477 code for a protein of 158 amino acids. Gene Ontology annotation, molecular function: structural constituent of ribosome. Gene Ontology annotation, cellular component: ribosome; small ribosomal subunit. Lineage: Eukaryota; Fungi; Ascomycota; Saccharomycetes; Saccharomycetales; Saccharomycetaceae. The transcript has a single exon. The record is from RefSeq and is a predicted model, not a curated record.